GGUUGUUUCAGCUGGGAUAGGAGGUAGUGCACGCGCCUGAUAACAGAGUACUGUACACUGCAAUAGCGGUGAAAUUAUGUAUUAUGAGACCCACAGGAUUUGCAUGCUGUGAGGUUACUGAAAACGGAGUAUCUGCUCGAGAAGCGUGACGGCGCGUGCAGGUGGCACACACACGUAGCGCGCGGCGCUCACGCGCCUUCGGCAGGGAAUCCCGCGCAGGCCAUGAGCGGGUGCAUGACAGGGUUGCUGGUUGCCUGCUGGGCACUGCAGUGGCAGUUGGCUGGCACAUGGGGACAGCAGAGCACCACCAGGCACGUGUUCUAUGCAGUUGAGAUGGAGGGAGGCAUCAUGGCAGCCAGAGCGCUGGCCCAAAGGCACCAGCUGCACUUCAUCUCCCGGAUGGGAAACCUGAAGGGCCACUACACCCUGCUUGACCGUCUGGGAGGGGCCAGGAUGGGGACCCUUGAAACGCAGAUGUCCAUCAGGCCAGGGGUGAAGUGGGUCCAGAGGCAAGAGGCUCGCUACCGAGACAAACGGGCCUCCCUCCAUGGGCUGGAUCGCAGCACUCGUGUACAGGGUGAGUGGGCAGAAAUUCCCCGGGAGGUCUAUGACACCAUUGAGUCUGAGACUGGUCUGGUGGAUUCGCUGAAGUUUGAUGACCCAUACUGGCCCUUGCAGUGGGAACUGUUUAACCAGGGCCAGUUCAGUAGCCCAAAGCGGUUUGACCUGAACAUCAUGCCAGUGUGGCAAAAGGGCAUCACUGGGCAGGGUGUGGUGGUGACCAUCAUCGAUGACGGGGUUGAUCACACUAAUGAGGAUCUCAGAAAAAACUUUGAGGCUUUUGCCAGCUUUGACCUGCGCGGUGCUCAUGGGCUGUCCCAUGAUCCCAUGCCUCUGCGAGACGCAGACAAUGGUCAUGGGACAAGGUGCGCAGGAGAGGUAGCAAUGGAGGCCAACAACUCUUUCUGCGGAGUAGGUAUUGCCUUUAAUGCAAGAAUCGGUGGCAUCCGCUUGCUGGAUGGCACAGUGACAGACUCCAUGGAGGCCACAGCACUCUCCUACAAUAACCACUUCAUCGACAUCUACACCUGCUGUUGGGGUCCGAAGGAUGAUGGAAUGGAGAUGGCAGGUCCCGGCCCACUAUCAGAGAAGGCCCUUCGGCUCGGAGCCCAGAAGGGACGUGAUGGCAAGGGAAACAUCUUUGUGUGGGCCUCAGGGAAUGGUGGCAUGGUGGGUGACCACUGUGGCGCAGAUGGAUAUGUCAACAGUAUCUACAGUGUAGCCAUUGGGGCACUCAUGCACACGGGGCUACCAGCAUUCUUUGGGGAGGCGUGCCCAGCUGUGAUGGCUGUUACCCUGACUGGAGCUGGAAGCCGAGAGAAUCUUCCACUGGUGACGGCUUCAAAUUUGGACAAUGGCUGCGUGACACAUUUUACUGGGACAUCCAGUGCUGCACCCAUUGCUGCAGGUGUCUUUGCCCUUGUCUUGGAGGCCAACCCUGAUCUAACUUGGAGAGACAUCCAGCAUUUAAUAACUAAAACAGCCCAGAUACCCAACCCCAUGGAGCCUGGCUGGUCUAUGAAUGCUGCUGGAUACCACAUCCAUGAUAGGUAUGGCUUUGGACUCCUAGAUGCAGGACUCAUGGUCCAGCAGGCUCUGUACUUCAAAAGUGUCCCCCCUCAGAGGAACUGCUCACAGGAAGUCACCCUGGACCCUGUCAGGAUCCUGUCUCCACAGGGCUCAGUCAUUGUUGCAGUCCACUCAGAUGGCUGUGGUGGGACAGACAAAGCCAUCAACACUCUGGAACAUGUACAGGUCAGGGCAAGCAUAACCAGUGUGUGCCGUGGUGACCUGUCAGUGGCGCUUGUCACCCCAUCUGGCACCCGGUCCCAGCUGCUGGGUACACGCCGCAAUGAUGCCUCCCCUGCUGGCCUGAAGAACUGGACCUUGAUGACUGUCCAGUUCUGGGGCGAAGAUCCCUAUGGCACUUGGACACUUGAGGUGAAGGACAACAAAGGAACAGUGUCACACUGUGCACGAAGUGUGUUAGAGGAAGCAUCUGGCACUGUGCUCAGCUUCACCUUCAUCCUGUAUGGCACAUUUGACCCCAGAAAGCCUCUCCGUCGUUAUGACAGCCCCCAGAGGGGUGGGUUCAUAAAGGAGAGGAGCCAGACCCCCAUUGCUGGCAGGUGGCCGAAAACAUGGGUGUCUCCGCAGAGCUCCACCUCCCUUCAGGGCCUCAUACAGAAGAUGUUUGUGCUGGAGCACCUCAACAAGAUUGAUGUUAAUGACAUACCAACCCCACGCCAGAGGAAGAAUUUAAAACUCACGUUUCGUCCGACCGAUUCCUUCAAGCCUCAGGAUAUGGAUGACACCAAUGGGGGGGCAUUUAGGUCUCACCUGAAAAUGCUGUGGAACACACUCAGGGACAAUGUCCAAGCCAAUUGGCUUCUUUACAACUCAAAGAAACCAAAGCAAUCUCCUCAGCUCCGUUGGGUUGAUGUGGCCUUGAGGCAGUUCCUGGCAGCUGAUCCAGCUGUCAGUGUGCGGUCUGCAGAGGGGACUGUACUGAAGAAGCGUGAAUUCGGUUGGGACGAUGGCAGUUUAACACCUCUGUCAGCCAGCAGAAAAGAGCUUCUCCGUGCCGUCGCUGCCAGUGUCCGGGACAUGGAGAACCUGAGGACAAUGCUGGACCUGAGGGGAGGAUACUCCACCUUAACGCACAACUCAGUGAAUGAUAACAGGGGCCCUGCUAACUGAUUGUUCCAUGUGUCACCAUCGUCUGAUUACCUCUAGGAUGCCUGUUAUUCUACGUAAUGUUAUUUGUGUACAUCUAUAUAUGUAUACAAUUAUAUACAUGUGGACUAUAAUGAAAAACUCCUUUUUUUCAGAUUUUAUUCACCUUCACUGAGCCCAGCACACACUAUUUGUCCUUCAAAAUAAACUACUUUCACUUUGGUUAAACAUUAAAACUUAACAUGUGGAAACACAUUUACCAACAUUUCAGUGUUCUUAAUCAUGUGACUGAGCUGUGUGU
Scleropages formosus (Asian bonytongue) is the source of this 3037-nucleotide messenger RNA. RefSeq names its product PC3-like endoprotease variant B. NCBI's taxonomy places the organism in Eukaryota, Metazoa, Chordata, Actinopteri, Osteoglossiformes, Osteoglossidae. Gene Ontology annotation, cellular component: trans-Golgi network; Golgi membrane. The transcript has 20 exons. Gene Ontology annotation, molecular function: serine-type endopeptidase activity. The coding region runs from base 223 to 2760 and encodes 845 amino acids. The record is from RefSeq and is a predicted model, not a curated record. Gene Ontology annotation, biological process: protein processing.